Molecule: messenger RNA, 5567 nt
Organism: Daphnia pulex (common water flea)
Lineage: Eukaryota; Metazoa; Arthropoda; Branchiopoda; Diplostraca; Daphniidae
Product: protein stoned-B-like
Exons: 10
Coding region: 1-3672 (1223 amino acids)
Biological process (GO): regulation of endocytosis; synaptic vesicle endocytosis; clathrin-dependent endocytosis
Cellular component (GO): synaptic vesicle; AP-2 adaptor complex
Molecular function (GO): clathrin-cargo adaptor activity
Source: RefSeq, a predicted model, not a curated record
AUGGCAGCUAAUCCGUUUAUGAUGGAUGACAUCAAUCCAGUUCUGGGAUCUGGGACCAUAAAUCCUUUCGCUAUAUCAACGACAACACCAGCACCUUCUGCAGUGUCGAAUCCAUUUUUUGACAUUGCUCCGGCGAGUGUGAGCGCCGUCAGCAAUCCAUUCUUGAUGGAUGAUGUUCCACAACAGUCGAGCGCCAAUGCAGUCUACAAUCCUUUUGCAUCAUCCACCAUGGAGUCGGAUCCAGUAUCGGUCAACGAACAUGUCGACAGUCUUGCUUGGCUGAGCUCCGGCGGGGCCAUGCAAAUGCAAGAUAACAUGGCCAGCCCAUACGAUCUUCCCGACGCUUCGUCUGUGCCACAACAUCAUCAGCUAAUGGACGAUCUGUUGGAGGUUGACGUUCCGCUACCAGAAGAAUUGGCCGCUGACAUAUUGGAAGUCGCCACUCCGUCGCCAAUGGCCUCUCCAAUACCGGAAAGCCUCAGCAAUGCCAAACCUGGCAGGCCGGCUCCACCACCUAGACCCCCGUCAAGACCGUCGCCCCCGCACGAAACUCAACAGCUGAUUCUAUCCGUUACGGGAGCCAUGCAGGCCACUUCCGAACACUUGCUGGACCGUUUGAGAGCUACAGCUCCCAGUCCAGUUCCAGGAUACCACCCACACAUGCAUUCACACUCGCCGUCUCCUUCACCAUCGCCGUGUCCGAGUCCUACUCAACAUGCCGAAGUAGACCUGCUCCACGAUGAUCAUUUAGGUGAUCACUUAGGGGAUCAUUUAGGGGAUCAUUUAGGGGAACAUCCAACUGGUCCUCCGCCACGCCCCACAUCGAGACCCUCUUCUCCAGCUGUCCCUCAAAGACCUCAACAACUUCCAGCUAGGCCAACACCACCCGGGCCACCUCCAAGACCGGUAGCUCCAACGACGGCCUCGUCGGUACAACCACAACCUCCACCAGCCGAUAAAGGUUUUGCCAGCAUUUUUGGUGAGCCGUCUCCAACAUCUGAAUUGGAGGCUUUAGCAUUCUCAUCAGCUCCAGCCAAUACGCAACCAGUGGUGGAGGCUGCUCCAGCCGAAGAAAUUGAUUUGUUGGGGCUUCCAAAGCCCAGGACCCGCACAAAUAAUGAUAUUUUAAAGUUAUUCGAAAAGAAAGAAGAGCAGAACAAAGAUUUGCUGGCGGGCGAUGUCUUUGAAAAUACGUUUCUCGUGGAUCUGGACCAGCAAGCUCCACCCUGCCCGAUAGCUCCGGAAACAUCUUUCGUCUUAGCCCCAUCUACGCUUCAGUCGUCUCUCUUCGAACAGGAAGCAUUGGUAGUAGCUCAACCGACUGUCGAAGUGGCCCAAACUGUCGAAGAAGAAUCGUUGACUAUGAACUAUCAACAGCCACAGGAAACUCCGACGCUAGUGUAUCCAGAGAUAAAAAGCCCUUUGCAAUCAGAGCCGAUUGCUAUUCCCAGUCGGGGCGAUAACGAUCAACCUGAGGAGUUUGACGCUUUUUCUUCUCGUUUUGAAAGCGUUGGAAGAGAGGACAUGUUGAUGGUUGAAAAUGAUCCGUUCGACCCGUUUUCAGCUGGAGGCAGCGCCAAGGGUAGUUCCGUAUGGGGAACUGCCACUGGAACACCCGAAUCAAGCAGCUUAUUAGGCUUUGGAGCGAGCGAAGGUUUCGAUCCGUUUUUGGCUCUAACCGAGCCUCCACCACCUCCGCAUGGAAGCCCACGUUUCCCGUCAUCUCAUCGUCAACUCUCACACGAUUCCGACGAAGAACAACCGGAAUUUGCUCUCUCGAUCAAGCCUCGUAGCGAGGGAUUUUCGGACGGUAAAAUAGGAUUAGCACUUGCCCCUGCUUUGGCACCGCCACCCAGAAUUCCGAUUCACACAACCAGCAGUGACGAGUAUUCUCCUCCCAAAAGCCUGAAUCCAUUUUUGGUUCCGGAACAGGUGUCUGUGGUAGCACACGAACCGUAUAUUCCUCCAGAGAGGAAGUCGACGGUAGUACGCAGGGAUUCAGAGGACUCGCCUAUGACACCUCUCUUCGACGAAGAUCAGUCGGUUCCUUUAGAAGUAUUCCCGCGCGUGGAAUACACCGGUCAAAUUUGGGAGAUGCAGUUGCGGCAACCCAACAAAAAGAAGAUUACUAGCCAGAGAUUCUGGAAGAAAGUGUUUGUCAAAUUGGGAGUCCACAACGAUCUCCCUGUGAUACAGCUCUAUAGCAAUAAAGACGACAAAGAGCCAUUCCAGGAACUGCAGCUCCAGCCCUGUUAUUCCGUCUCUGACAUUAGUGCUCAGCAAUUUGACCAUUAUGGUAAAAUCUUCACUGUCAAGGUUCAGUACGUGUUUUACAAAGAACGACCAGGUAUUCGGCCUGGCCAAGUGACCAAAGCCGAGCGCCUUACCAGCCGUCUACAACAGUUUGCCGCUUACGCCAUCCAGGGUGAUUACAAUGGCGUCAAGGAAUUCGGAAGUGAUUUGCGAAAAUUGGGCAUCCCCGUCGAACACGCUCCUCACAUAUCGGAACUUUUGAAACUUGGAACAACCAGCUACGAGGAAUUGAAAGAGUUCAGUUCGGCCAUCGAAGAAUCUCUCUUCAAACUGACAGUGCCUAGGGAGAAAUCCCAGAUAGGCUACAAGACGGACGAAGUUCAGAUGACGGCAGUCGACGAAUUUUACGUCGAACAGGACAAGAUGGGCAGGGUGCUGCGACAGAUAGCUCGUGUUCGCGUCUUUGUUCUGUCUUUCCUUUCAGGAUUGCCUGACGUGGAGUUGGGUGUCAAUGACCUGCCCAGACAGGGAAAAGAAGUUGUCGGUCGUCACGACAUCAUUCCAGUUAUUACCGAGGAAUGGAUUCGUCUAGAAGAUGUCGAAUUUCAUAGUUGCGUCGAUCAAACUGAAUUUGAAAACACUCGAACAGUCAAAUUUCGACCUCCUGAUGCGUGCUACAUUGAAUUGCUGCGUUUCCGCGUCCGGCCACCAAAGAAUCGUGAGCUUCCGCUCCAAGUUCGCACCUCCUUCAGCGUCUCCGGCAACAAAGUAGAGUUGCGCUCUGACGUUUUGGUUCCAGGCUACAUCAGCCGCAAGUACGGGCAAAUUCCAUGCGAAGACGUUGCCAUUCGUUUCCCGAUCCCCGAAUCUUGGAUCUACAUGUUCCGGGUGGAGAAACACUUCCGUUACGGUUCGGUCAAGUCUUCUCAUCGUCGCAUGGGCAAGAUUAAAGGUAUUGAACGUUUCCUGGGCGCUGUGGACACUUUGGAACCCACUCUCAUCGAGGUUUCAUCUGGCUCGGCCAAAUAUGAACACCAUCACCGGGCCAUAGUAUGGCGGAUGCCUCGCCUUCCCAAAGAAGGGCAAGGGUCCUACACUACGCACAGUUUCGUUUGUCGCCUCAAUUUAACAUCGUACGACCAAAUGCCCGAAACUUUGGCGCGGCACUGCUUCGUCGAGUUCACCAUGCCAGCCACGAACGUUUCGCACACGACCCUUCGUUCUUUGGCUGUCAGCACGGGCGAUCCACCCGAGAAAUACGUCCGUUACUUGGCCAGGCAUGAGUAUAUUGUCGAGAUUGACCACACUAGCGGGCCCGGGCCAGCGGCUUAUGUGGCGGCGACAGCGGUCGAAACUACUGGUCAACAGUUGACACCAGCUGCCGAACAACCCGAGGAAUCUGACAGCGAUUCGGAUUAAGUUGUUCGCUUGUUCUUAAAACCGUUUCUUCGAUGUCAAGAUAGCUUUUUCGUCGUCGUUAUUUUAGUCUCAAGUACUCUUAAAAUCAUGUUAUCCUGUAGCUUGCUACUUCCACCUUGAUGGACUUUUCUUCAGACAAGACUGUCUUCAGUCUAAGUUUCAACUAAAUCGUGUUCUGAGUGUUCUCGUUUCAUUGGACCAACCAGGCCCUUAUAUGUUUCGGACCGUUAUGAAUCUCCUUCUCUUCAUUGCCACAAUGAAUUAAAAGGCAAAAUUUUCUACAGCUAGAAUUUAAACGGAUUUGUGUCACAAAGGCCGUUUUUUUUUAAGGAUAAUUCUGUGCACCAACUCACACAGGAUAAAUAAGUUGUUUUGUGUGUCUUCGAAAGUGGCUGUCGUCAAAUCUCAUAAUUUCGUUUUAAUUUUAAAUAAGUUUAAUCCAUAUGUUCACAUGUAUUGGUACGGUACACGAAACGAUUUUCCCUCCCCCUUUAUCGUCAAUAUAUAGGGCAUGAUAUGGUUACGAAUGACGUGUGAUCUCAAAAUUCCCCCCAAAUAAUUUGUGCUUAUUUAUCAUGAUCAACAUGUCGUGUGCUGUCCCCAGCAUUCCUUAGUUUGAUAUUACAGGGCUUUGUAGCAAGAGAACGGUAUUCAGUGAACAGAGAAAUUCAUUUCUCUUUCUUGCGGUUCUUACGGUACGUUGAACAUCGUAUGUGUACCUCUUCUAGAUUCAGCAUAUCAUGUGUGUAAUGAUUUUAAGUUUCUCCGUUUUCAAAUGUUGUCAUUCCCCACGUGAUUAAUUUAACUAUUUAUAAAAAUUGCAUAGCUUAUUUUAAUCGAUGUUACGAUUCUUGUCUUUUUUUAAAUCUCAUUUUAGCGCCCUGUUCUGUCGUCCGACAAGGGCACAUAUAUACAGCUGCAGCCAAAGAAAGUAAAAUCAUUUUGCCUAAGUUAACUUUUUGUUUUUCCGAAAUGUAUCCCUUCAUGUUUUCUUGUUUUACUCGCUUGCCGACUGAAUAUUAUUUAAGAAAAUACUUGCCGUAAAGCCCACCAUGGUGAGCUUGAGGGACCCCGUGCGCCAGUGCCAUCAUUAACCCAAUUUCAUAAUGUUCUUAAGUAUUUCUGUGACUUUAAUAAGUCGAAGUUGUAACGCGUUGAUAUGCCCGAUUAUUUCUGUAUAAAGCAUUCUGUGUCUAUAACUUUUCCCCCGCUCUGAUCUCUCGUUAUAUGUUGUAAAACGUAGUUAUUAAGACGUGCCAGGGUUAACUUUCUGUGUCUUCUGGUUCGGUUUUGUCUCAUAAUAAGACAUCCGACUAGAGGAUAGAUGAAAAUCUAACCCUUUGAGCCGGGUGAGUGCAAUCUAGUCAUGGUCUCAUUCUUACCGAGUCACUUGUUAAAUGUUUUAAUCACGCAAGUGUAUCAUUGGUAAAUUCGUGUUUCGCAAAAAAAGGAGGUUUCAGCAGUAUUGGAAUAACAAUUAUGUCAUUGAUAUUAAGUAUGUUUAUUUGAUGGCAAAAAGCGCACUCGUCAUUAGAUAGGUUCAACUGUACCAACUUACAUUUAAAUGUGACGACUGAUUUUGAUUUUACGUAUGGCGUCUAAUGUUGCGUGUGUCUUAACUGGAUGCAUUGAAGAGUCUGAUUAAUUGAUUUGGUUACUUCAUACGAGAAGUUUCUUCUCUUCUUCAAUAUUAACCUAUUUAUGCUGUACAUCCUUCUAUUUCUCCCCCCCCCCCACACACCUUACAUGUGACAUUUUAUCAGCUAUGACUAGUACGCGAUCUGAUUGUACAUGCUUCCGCAGUCAAUAUUGCUUUGAAAUCUCUUCGUUAUAGCAGCACGUGUGUAAAAACAAAAAAGUCUGUUUUCAAAUAAAGGAAAGGGAUUGAAAAGAAA